AUGAGCGCAAGCAUCGCGUGCCAGGAGCAUCGUCGCCAGGACCAUACAUCCAUCCCACUCCAGCAUAAUAUGAACAAAAGCUUAUGCGUCGUCUUCUUGCCUCGAGUCGAGCUUCACUUGGAUUGCGCAUCAUCGCAUAUACGUUUGAGCAUCAAAGCAGAUGAACACCAUGCCGCGUCAACGCCACUCAAUGCCGGCAUUCGCACCACACAAAUCGACGCACGACGUGUCCAUCAUGGCCUUCGCGACGAACGACCCGAUGAAGCCCGACCAACGAUACGACGCCUUACGCAACACCGACGAUCACUCUGAUUCGAGUACGGAGGUCGACGAUUGGGAUACAGAAGACGCAGUCCGACCAAGACGAAGAAACAAGACAGUGUGGAAGAGGCUGAAGGGCUACAGAUGGAUACUAGACACGGCGCUUCUCUUUGUCAUUGUAGGGUUGCUGGUGGAGAAAAGAUGGCAGAAACAUGCAAAAAGCCAUGAAUUCGAGCUCGCGGGAGACAUCACAGGAUUCGCGCCAACAUUCUCGCAGCAGAUUGUGAGCUUCAAGCCCGAUUCCGUGUUCGCCCCAGAAGAUGCGGCAGAGUUCUGGAGUAACGAGACACAACAUGCAUGGUUGAGCAUCGUACCAGAGGGCCUGGGCUACGUCAACGUGAAGAACCCCUCUGAAUACUCAAACCUCCCGCACCCGAUACACGAUUACCCCAAUCACACCGUCUUCACAACAUCCGUAACGCAUCAGCUACAUUGCCUCUAUACUAUACUGGGCGCAUACAACUCCAUGAAGCUCAUGGUCGCGUCACCUGCGUCGGCAAAUCCCGUCAAAAUGCCAUGGCACAUCAACCACUGCUUCGAAUACAUCAGGCAGGCGGUAAUGUGCGCUGGAGAUGUUGCACUGGAAGGAGCUGCGACAAGCUUCCCAGGCGACGAACAUGGAGAGGAUCGAGGUGGAAGUGACGGCUGGGAUGCGAAGCACGUAUGCAAAGACUACGGGCAGGUAUAUGAGUACCUAGAGAAGGAAACGAUUAAUCACAUGAAGUGGAUCUCAUCGGAUUAGUGAUCCACGCUGCACCCUCGGAGACAGCAUGUGAAGUGGAGUCUGCCUCGUGCAGCGGGCCGU
This is a messenger RNA of Alternaria rosae, 1126 nucleotides long. RefSeq lists its product as uncharacterized. Gene Ontology annotation, biological process: mycotoxin biosynthetic process. The transcript has 4 exons. NCBI's taxonomy places the organism in Eukaryota, Fungi, Ascomycota, Dothideomycetes, Pleosporales, Pleosporaceae. The record is from RefSeq and is a predicted model, not a curated record. Bases 161 to 1063 code for a protein of 300 amino acids.